Microcebus murinus (gray mouse lemur) is the source of this 3725-nucleotide messenger RNA. It is a transcript of the gene PIGR, whose product is annotated as polymeric immunoglobulin receptor. Gene Ontology annotation, molecular function: transmembrane signaling receptor activity. Gene Ontology annotation, cellular component: plasma membrane. Lineage: Eukaryota; Metazoa; Chordata; Mammalia; Primates; Cheirogaleidae. The record is from RefSeq and is a predicted model, not a curated record.
GUGGGUCAAGCACUGAACAGAGUUUCAGUUUUGGCAGCGGCAUCCAGUGCCCUGCUGGCAGCGUCCCGAGAGGCAGGGGUGACGGACUGGACGCCCCUGAAACUGGAUCAACGGGAGAGAAGGAAGUGGCUAAAGCUGGCUGUGAAGGUUAAGCACAUGUAAAGCACUCGGAAAGAACUCGGUGUGUGUUCUUCUGACCCAGCACAGCAUCCCACGAGAAGUCAGCCUGGGCGGCACAGCCCCCUCAGGAGCCACCGGCAAUGACGCCCUUCCUGCUCGCCUGCCUGCUGGCUGCCUUUCCAGCCGUCUCCACGAAGAGUCCCAUAUUCGGUCCCCAGCAGGUGAGAGGUGUGGAAGGUAAAUCCGCGUCCAUCACGUGCUUCUACCCACCCACCUCUGUCAACCGGCACACCCGGAAGUACUGGUGCCGGCAGGGGGCCAGCGGCCCCUGCACGACGCUCAUCUCCUCUGAGGGCUACGUCUCCAGCAACUACGUGGGCAGAGCCCGCCUCACCAACUUCCCGGAGAACGGCACAUUUGUGGUGGACAUCGCCCAGCUGUUCCGGAAUGACUCCGGGCGCUACAAGUGUGGCCUGGGCCUCAACAGCCGAGGCCUGUCCUUUGAUGUCAGCCUGGAGGUCAGCCAGGAUCCUGGGCUCCUAAAAGACACUGAUGUCUACACAGUAGACGUGGGCAGAACAGUGACCAUCAAAUGCCCUUUGACGUCCACGAAUGGUCACCUGAAGAGGUCCUUGUGCAAGUGGAGAGGCCAGCACUGCGUGACCGUCAUCGACACCAAUUAUGUGAGCAGCGAAUAUGGUGGCAGAAUAAGCCUUCCGAUUCAGGGCACUGAUCAAUCAACAUUCAGCGUCAUCAUCAAGCAGCUCAGGCUCAGCGAUGCUGGGAAGUACACCUGCAAGGUCGGGGAGGGUCCCACAGCGGAAAUGAAGAACGUUGACCUCCAAGUGCUUGAGCCCGUGCCUGAGCUGGUUUAUGGGGACCUGAGGGGCUCAGUGUCCUUUGACUGUGCCCCGGGCCCCGAGGCGGCCAAUGUGGCCAAAUUUCUGUGCCGGGUAACCAAGGGGGAAUCCUGCGAUGUGGUCAUCAACACCCUGGGCCAGAGGGAUUCGUCCUUUGAGGGCAGGAUCCUGCUCACCCCCAGGGACCAGGGCAGGCUCUUCAAUGUGCUGAUCACAGGCCUGAGGAAGGAGGACGCCGGGCGCUACGUGUGCGGAGCCCACUCCGACGGGGUGCUGCAGGACGGCUGGCCCAUCCAGGCGUGGCAGCUCUUCGUCAACGAGGAGACCACGAUUCCCCAGAGCCCCUCCGUGGUGAAGGGCGUGACAGGAGGCUCCGUGUCUGUGCUCUGCCCCUACAACCCGAAGGAAGGCAGCGCGAGCAAGUACUGGUGCCGCUGGGACGGGGCGGAGAGCAGCGGCCGCUGCCCCCUGCUGGUGGAGAGCCAGGGGCUGGUGAAGGAGCAGUACAAGGGCCGGCUGGUGCUGCACGAGGAGCCGGGCAACGGCACCUACACCGUCAUCCUCAACCAGCUCACCGCCAAGGACGCCGGCUUCUACUGGUGUCUGACCAACCGCGACAUUCGCUGGAGGACCUCUAUGGAGCUCAAGGUUAUUGAAGGAAAACCGAACCUCAAGGUACCAGAGAAUGUCACUGCUGUGCUGGGAGGGUCCCUCAAGCUGCCCUGCCACUUCCCGUGCAAAUUCUACUCCCACGAAAAAUACUGGUGCAAGUGGAGCAACAGCGGCUGCCAGGCCCUGCCCACCCAAGACGAAGGACCCAGCCAAGCCUUUGUGAACUGCGACCAGAACAGCAAGGUCAUCUCCCUAACCCUGAACCAGGUCACCAAGGCGGACGAGGGCUGGUACUGGUGUGGCGUGAAGGAGGGCCAGCUGUAUGGAGAGACUGCCGCUGUCUACGUGGCAGUUGAGGAGAAGGUACAGGGGUCCCGCAGCGGCAGCCCAGAGAACGCCAACGUCCCUCCCGGUGAGGACCUGUUAGAGGCCAGUGCCAGCGAGACUGAGAACAGAGCCGUCCAGGGUCCCAGGCUUUUUGCCGAGGAAAGAGUGGUGGAGGAUGUGGAAGACCAAGCCGAGGGGAGCAGAGCAUCUGCGGAUGCCAGCGGCUCUGAGGGGCAAGGCGGGAGUUCCAAGGUGCUGCUGUCCACCCUGGUGCCCCUGGGCCUGGUGCUGGCGCUGGGCGCUGUGGCUGUCGGGGUGGCCAGAGCCCGGCACAGGAAGAACGUGGACCGGGUCUCCAUCGCAAGCUACAGGACAAACAUUAGCAUGUCAGACUUCGAGAAUUCCAGGGAAUUUGGAGCCAAUGACAACAUGGGAGCCUCUCCGGUCACCCAGGAGACGUCCCUCGAAGGGAAAGAUGAGCUGAGCACGACCAACGAGAGCACCACGGAGACCGGAGAACCCAAGAAGGCAAAAAGGUCGUCCAAGGAGGAAGCUGAGAUGGCCUACUCCGCCUUCCUGCUCCAGGCCAGCAACGUGGCCACCGAGGCCCAGGACAAGCCGGCGGAGGUCUAGGCCGCCCGCUGCCUCUCCUUCCACCUGUGCCAAUCACCUGCAGAAUCACCGUGAUCCUGGGGCCCUCACUCCAGGGGACUCCACUGCCUGCACUCUGACCCACCUGGGCUUUUCCCACCUGUCCUCAGAGGCGUGCUGGUCCCUCCAAGCCUGGCCCGAUUGUCCCUGUUGGGGGUGGGUGGUGGGAGGAGUCCCACCUGCAGCUGAUUUCUAGUGGGAGACCCCAAGUUGCAGAGGAUAAGGUCCUCGUGGGGCCUCCCUAAAGCAAGAGGCUUCCCCCAGAGGAGCUGAUUUCACAAAGAAGAGAAAUUUAGAGCCUCCCUGCACCCUUAUCAUGGGAUGUCAAUGGGAUUUUCCCCUCCACUCCAUCCCACCCACCCUUCCUUUCUCUCUUCUUCUUUCCUUCAUUCAAAAGACGUGUUUGAAUACUUAAUAGAACCCAGGUGCCCUGCUAGAUGCUGAGACAGACACGCCACAAACCCCGCUACAGCAUUUCUGUAAGCAUCACGGAAAGAACCCUCUCUCAGGGUAUUUUUGCUCACCGAGGCCUGAAAUCCUCACCAGGUGUGCUCCCCUCUGCCCUUCUUGGGAGACAUCGUCAACUACCUGGAGCCCUAAGGCAUUAGGGGUCACAUUCGACGGGCACCCACACAAGUAGUUAUAUGCCCACAUUCCUACCAUUUCACAGGUGAGACAACUGAGGUCCCGGGAGGUGAAACAUUUUUCUCAAGGGUGCCCAGUGAGAUAAGCCAGAUAUAGCAUCCUCCUGUCCUCUUGGCCGGAGGACUCUCCACGAGAGCCCCUGCCCCCUUGGAGGCAGAGUCUUACAAUAGAAGAAGGAGGAGGGAGAAGGGAAAAAUGAAAUGAAGACUGAUCUCUCCCAGGCCCCACUCCAGGGAAGACCACCCUUCUUCCCUUCCUGCCACUCACAUGGACCUAAGACUAAAGAACGGCCAAACCCUCAUAACCCCUCAUAUUUGACAAGUUCCAAGUAGAAGGGAAGAAAAGAAGGUGUUUGAUGGUGCCAGGAAGGGGCUGUUCUCUCCAAAGAGCUAAAGUUUGAUGUCUUUUUCCCUCUGAGUUCUGCCUUUCAACCAGCACCUACAAGCUGGCAUCUGCUAACGAAUCAGAAAUGUGAUUUAAUGAAUAAUUAAAGACAAUGAUUGCCACCAA